Molecule: messenger RNA, 348 nt
Organism: Clonostachys rhizophaga
Lineage: Eukaryota; Fungi; Ascomycota; Sordariomycetes; Hypocreales; Bionectriaceae
Source: the annotation of a GenBank genome assembly
AUGACCCAUAUGACUACUGAAGAGGUUCGGGUCCGUGGGCACAUCCAGGCCAUUUACCACGAGCGGAUCAAAAUGCUCAAACCCCAAACCUACAGAGUCUUGAAAGUCCAUUGCACCGGCAACGUCGAGAUCGGUGGGAACGGUGAGCGGCGGGCGCCCUGGAAGUCGAGCAGAGAUGGCCGCCCAUCGGUGACCCAGACUGCGCACGCCUUCUCUCAGGAUGUUAUCCUCUUCGGGCGUCCAGCUCGUCAGCCUCCUCUGUGCCAGGGGAUCAAGAAUAUCGUUGUAUCGCUUGGAGCAUUGGUCGUCCUUUCGCCCGGGGAUGAGGGACGCGAUCUCGUGCCAUGA